GAUUCUCAGGUUUCCCUUGGAAAAUUCAAAUUGCCGCUUAGAAACGAAAUAAGCUCUCUGUACGGGGUCGUUUUGGAGUGAGCAGUGACGACGGACGAGUGACGAUGGACGACGUCGAUCGGUUGUUCGAGUGCUUCAAGUGCGGCAUCUCUCCUCCGCAAUCCGCAUUGAGGGAAAGGAAGAGAAGCAAAAGCGAUUUGAAGCGGAGGAGUAAAACUCCGGAAGUCUCCUCUCCAGGCUCAGCAGAGAACACAAAGAAAAAUGCAUCAGAAUUACAACUUUCCGCCGACAAGUCUGGUCCUACAAGUGUUAAACCAAACAAGUUUAAUCGUCAAAAGGAGUUUUCCCCAGUUGUAUUCUAUGGAUCUCCACACGGUGUGCCCCCCAAAAAACCAUCAAGGUCGUUUCUGCGACUGCUACGUGAAAUACGUAUUGAUCUCGCUGCACAAAAAAGGUUGACUUCAAGGAAGGAAGUAUGGACUACGUUUCCAAGGCAGGAUGAAGCAAUGCAGUUUGCCAAAGGGCAUGAGAAUGUUCAUGUAUUUAGUUAUCAAGAUCAUUAUAGUGGACAGAGAAGGUUCCUCGUUUCAACCUAUAACGAUUUUUGGAGAAGGUAUAAAAAUAUGAAUCCCAAGUUCCGUCACCACUACGAAGUGAUCCAGGAGGGUUUGCCGUGUCACCUUUAUUUUGACUUGGAAUUCAGUAGAAGGGACAAUGCAGACAGAAAUGGAGAUGAAAUGGUUGACCUCUUGAUAGCAGCCAUUUAUGAAGCCCUGCUUGAAAAGUAUUCUAUUAUUGGAAACAAGGAAUGGAUAUUGGAGCUUGAUUCCUCUAAUGAAGCAAAGUUCUCUCGUCACCUAAUCAUUCGCAUAGAAAAGGCUGCUUUUAAGGACAACUCACAUGCAGGUGCAUUUGUAACUGAGAUAUGCUCACGGAUUUCAAGUGCAAAGGAGAGAGAUGGAAGAUUUGGAAACUUAUUUAUCAGAAAAGAUUCAAGCUCAUCCGACUCCCCUAGUAAACUAUUUGUGGACACUGCUGUAUAUACCCGAAAUCGUUGCUUUCGUUUAGCUCUGUCAUCAAAGGCAGGGAAGAAUUCAGUGCUUCUGCCUACUGGGCGUUUCAAAGCCAACAAGAUGCAGUGUGAGGGGGAGAUGUUCAUGGCAUCCUUGAUCUGCAAUUUGGAUGUUGAUUGUGAAAAGCUUCUAGUAUGCAAACCAGAUCUUGAUUGUAUAAAGACUCUGCAUUUUGACACUGAGGUAAACUGUGGUCUUGGAAAAUGUUACAGUUGGCCCCAAGAAUAUGCACUGAAUGGUUGCACAAGUGGUGCUUCAGCAACAUACUUCCUGGGCAAAUCUCCAUUUCCAGCUUUGGAUGCAUUUGUAGAAUCUGUUGCGACCAUUGGAAAUGUAUCAGGUAAAAUUCGGAGCUGGUAUUGGCUCUCAGAGUUUGCACUCAUGGUCUACAGCAUGUCAAGAAAUAGAUACUGUGAGCGAAUUGGCAGACAGCAUAAAAGCAAUCACGUGAUAUACGUUGCUGACCUCAGAAGGGCUUCUUAUUAUCAGAAAUGUCAUGAUCCUGACUGCAGAGGUUAUCGUUCUGCCUCGCGACCAAUUCCAUGGGAAAUCAUCCCUGACAUGGUGUAUGAAAAUAAAAAUGAUCCUGAAUCUGUUCUCUAUGGUGAUGAGAAAAUGAGAGGCAGCUGCGUUACAGAUUCAUGGUGGCGUGAAGCCAUUAGAGUUGCAGAUGAUGUCGAGAAUAAGCAAAAUUCUUUAGGGAUCAGUAAUAUGGAAAACAUCAAUUCCGAUGAUGAAGACUGGUGGAUGGCUGUGGAAAGGACUGCAUCCCAAGCUGAAUUAGCGCAUGUCAACUGAUUCGAGGUCUAGUACAUUGCCUGGCGAUCCUUCCGGAUAUUUGGUUCUGCAGCAUUUCGUCGUGGAAGACGGAAUUACCGACCAUUCCUACAUGUGGUCCUUAUGGGUUAUGGCCCCGUUUGUUACACGGUACUAGAAAAGCUAGGAAAUCACCACGGUUGAUUUCGAAGAGAAUUAAUUUCAUUACACAAUUUUGAGAGAGACAUUACCCAAACCCAUAAUUUCAAGAAUGAAAAUUGUUGCCCUUC
Molecule: messenger RNA, 2119 nt
Organism: Pyrus x bretschneideri (Chinese white pear)
Lineage: Eukaryota; Viridiplantae; Streptophyta; Magnoliopsida; Rosales; Rosaceae
Product: DNA-directed primase/polymerase protein
Exons: 14
Coding region: 105-1871 (588 amino acids)
Biological process (GO): replication fork processing; error-prone translesion synthesis; mitochondrial DNA replication
Cellular component (GO): mitochondrial matrix; nucleus
Molecular function (GO): chromatin binding; DNA-directed DNA polymerase activity
Source: RefSeq, a predicted model, not a curated record